Molecule: messenger RNA, 3039 nt
Organism: Cynoglossus semilaevis (tongue sole)
Lineage: Eukaryota; Metazoa; Chordata; Actinopteri; Pleuronectiformes; Cynoglossidae
Gene: ncbp3
Product: nuclear cap binding subunit 3
Exons: 12
Coding region: 384-2510 (708 amino acids)
Cellular component (GO): nucleus
Molecular function (GO): RNA 7-methylguanosine cap binding; mRNA binding
Source: RefSeq, a predicted model, not a curated record
GGAAUGGGGUGAGGAGAGGGGGAGGGAAGGGAGAAAGGAAAGGGAACAAGGAGGUAAACAAAGGGUGGACAAAAGGAGACUUGUUGUUUGAUGUGAUCCUUUGAUCCUGACGUGUCUUUAUGAACUAUCAUUUCGUUGCUCUGUACCUGCGACAAUAAAGACAACGUCCUCUACAUGACAAUACAGUUCAAUUCUAGUCCAUUCUAUCACCACCUCUGUGACGUCAGAGCGAGUUUACGAGAACAACAACACCCCUUUGUCAAUGGGUGGCGCUAACCACUCCAGUACCCACAAUAAACAACUGAAGAACAAGCAGGAAGUCGGUAAAUUAUUUCCGGGUCAAGGUGGUAGCAGCGGCACCAGUGGCCGUUGUUCGCAACGUCAUGGCGGCCGUCCACAGCUUACGAGUGUCAGUGAAGUCAGACAGCGGCUCCGAGCGCUCAAACUCGGCCUCCGACUCCGAGUCGGACCGAGACGCCCGUGAGGCGGAGCCCAUGGAGGUGGAGGAGGGGGAGCUGGAGGCCGACGACGUCCCCGUCAACCGCUCCCUGAAGGAGUUACUGCCGGACACCAGUCGCAGGUACGAGAACAAAGCUGGAGCCUUCAUCACCGGCAUAGACGUCAACUCCAAGGAGGCGAUUGAGAAAAAAGAGAAGCGGGCAAGACGGUUCCAUUUCAGCGCGGAGGAGAACGUCUCUCAGAGGAACUUCUUCCUGGACAAAGACAUGUUGAAGAAAGCCAUUCCUAGACUGCGUCUGGAGGCCAUUCACGUGACAGGCGUCGAUGACAUGAGCACACAGGACGUGUUUGGCUAUUUUAAGAGUUAUCCUCCUGCUCACAUCGAGUGGAUCGACGACACGUCCUGUAACGUGGUGUGGUUGGAUGAUGACACGUGUAUCCGGGCGCUCGUCAACACCAGCUGGAUGCCUGACACGAAGAGCGCUACUCCUGAGAAGGAGGCGGAGAAGCAGCUCGAAGGUCACGGGGUCAACAUCGACGACAGCAAACGAGACGACCGGUUCAGACAGGAAACAACUGACGGGACUGUUCUUCUCACAGGACCGAGACGUCAGAGCUCUGACGAUGAAGACGACGAAGAGGAGGAGGGAGCGGUGGAUGAAGAUGAGGAAGAGUCCGUCAAGAAGAGCAGUGACGAGAGAGAGGAAGGAGACGGAGGGGCGGAGCCAAAGACCAAAGAGGACAGGGGUCGGCUGGACGACCUGUCUGCUGCAGAGAGAGAGUCCCUGCUGAGGAAUGACCUGCGGCCGGUCAUCAAACCGUUCAAAGGAAACAAACUCAUGCUGAGAUUCGCCACACAUGAUGAUAAGAAGGAACUUGGUGCUGCUCGUCGCAGCAGAUACUACAUGAAGUAUGGAAACCCAAACUACGGCGGCAUGAAGGGGAUUCUCAGUAACUCCUGGAAGCGUCGUUAUCACAACCGGCGGAUCCAGAGAGACGUCAUCAAGAGUAAGAAGCCUCUGAUUGGUGACAAUAUGGGCCACACGCCACCGUACACACACCGACACUCAGCCGACCUGGUCAACCUCCCCGAGGAGCCAAUCAAAGAGGAGGAAGAGGAGGACGAGGAGGACAGAGACGAGGACAUGGACUCUGACGACAGGGUGGUGGAGUACAAGGAGCGAGCAGAGAGGGGUGGCGCCCUGCGGGCAGUAGGUGCCGGACUCCGUAGUCGAGCGGAGCGCUCUCCGUCUCCGUGGUCGGAGUCGGAUGAGAUGGACUACGACCUGGAGCUGAAGAUGAUCUCUACGCCAUCGCCCAAGAAGAGCAAGAAGAUGACGAUGUACGCUGACGAGCUGGACACACAGCUGAAGAGCAUCAGGAACCGUCUCGGUUCUUCUGGGUCACAGGGCAGAACCAAACCGCCGUCACCCACCAAAGUAAAAGACGUCCGUCUGCUGCUGGAGGAGAAGAGGCACGGACAGAGACAGCGCUCCCCGUUGGCCAACAGUGGUAAAGCAGACGUUCGGCAGCGACUCGGAAAGAGACGUCACUCCCCCGACAGAACUCGCUCGCCCUCACCCUCGCCCUCACCCUCUCCUCCCAAAGACGCAGCCCCAGUCAGAGAGCCAGUCAGAGACAUUCACCGCAGACUGGGCGUGUCCAGUCAGGACAGCCGAAGAAUUUUCUCCAGUUCCUCCAAAGACAGGAAGACAAGCGACCUGUGGAGCAGACUGGGAUCUACGGACGAGGACAGCAGCAGAACAGGACGUCACGGCCGCACAGCAAACAGUGGCACGUCUGGUUUCUUCUCCGCUUCAGGAGGAGGAGGAGGUGAAAACACCAGGAAGAGAGCAGACCGAGGGGAGGUGCAGGAGGGAGUGGUGGAGAACGAUGGAGAGGAUGACACGACCCUACAGAAGAUGUGGGGCGCCAUGAUCAAACAGAAGCAGGAAAAAGUGUCGCACCAGAUGAAGAAGAGUCGACUGGACAAUCUGCCCUCGCUGCAGAUCGAGAUCAGCCGCGACAGCAGCGAAGACUCGGACGCCUGAGGAGGAGGAAGAGGAGGAAGAAGACGGGCGAAGACGUCACACCUGACAUAUGAGGCUCUGAGUCCGGACAAGUUUUUUUUUGUUUUUUUUCUAUCGCUGUCUCUGCCGUACGUGAACCGACUGGGAUGGUUUUUUUGUCCUCCGCCCUGAUCUGGAAUCUUUGACACAGAUCGUUUGCAUCUGGACUCAGAUUGUUCUGUCAGAAUGAUGCCGUCACCAGCACCAGUUCUUCAUCUAUCAGCACUGAAGUCCUGAAGUUAAAAGUAAAAAAAAAAGGAGGGAAUAGAUUCUCUCCACGACAGAUUUGAUCAUUUUACAGCCGUCUUUGUUUCCAGUCACAGUUUCAUGAACAUCUGUGUCUUUGAAGCAGCAGCAGCAUCAGCAUCAUGAUGUGUCGAUCUUCUGAGUUCAUCUCUUCAGUUUUUAAUCAGGGCUUCAGUUGAGAUCAGUGUGAAAGAUGCAGAUAAAUAUCAUACUUUAUUUUAAUCUUUGAGUUAUCGUGUCUGUAAACAGAAGGUGUGGUGAGUGA